UAGUUCGAAGUCAACAACACACAAAUUCAACAUGUACACAGUCGCCAUCUAUCUCUUUUAAGAGAAAUGACCGUAGGCAACAGUCACACGGAGAAUUAAGCAUGCCUCGUUCAGCUGCCAAGUCACAGGCCGAAAAGAGCCGCACUGAUUCUGGUCCAGUUAGUGCCGGUCCACCCCCGCCCCUGGUCCAGUCUGUUGAGGCUGUAGACAUUGUCCCGGGCCGCCUUACUGAAUCUGCCUGGAACAGCAUGCUCAAACAGGAGGAGGGUGAGGAGAUAGUGGCGGACAUUAUAGCAGAACUGAUGGAAGUUGUGAUGGACAGAUGCUAUCAGGUGUAUCUACAGAGACAGUUGAUACCAUUCUCAGUGUGGUGGGCACAGAAUAACCUGGUGCAGACGAUUGAAUGUCUUUUCCUGGGGAGAGAUGAGGGGGAUGAUCCAGAAUGUGAACGCUAUUGGCAAGAGGACUCAGAACCUCAGCCUUGUGCUAUUGAUUCUUGGGCUGAGGGAUGUGUGCCAGUGGUACAUCAGAAAUUAGCUCAGAAAUAGCACAAAACGUUAUUGCAGGUAAGAAAAGGUGGGGCAUUGGCACGAACCUAUUAUAUCUUAGGUUCACAUGAUAUCCAAAACAGCCUGAAAUGAAAUGCCUAUUGAACAUAGUUAGUUCCUUCACAAAUUAUUUUUUUUUAUUUUUUAUUUUUUAUUUACUCUCAUGUCAUUCCAAACCCAAAUGACUUUCAUUCUUCCAUGUAACACAAGAAGAGAUGUUAUGUAGAAUGUUAGAGACUGACAGCCUCAUCCAACUUUUAAAGGAAUAAUUCACCCAAAAAUGAAAAUUCUCUCAUCAUGUACUCACCCUCAUGCCAUCCCGGACGUGUAUGGCUUUCUUUCUUCAGCAGAACACAAAUGAAGAUUUCUAGAAGAAUAUCUCAGCUCUUUUGGUUCAUACAAUGCAAGCGAAUUGGUGCCAAUAUUUUGAAGCUCCAAAUAUCACGAGUCAGCAUAAAAGUAAUCCAUAUGACUCCAGUGUGGGUGAGAAACAGAUAAAUAUUUAAGUCCAUUUUUACUAUAAAUACUCCUCCCUGCUCAGUCAAUCUCCACUUCAACUUUCACAUUCUUCUUCUUGUGUUUUUGGUGAUUCACAUUCUUCAUGCAUGCAACCCCUACUGGGCAGGGAGAAGAAUUUCUAUCAAAAAUAUGUAAAAACAUGUAAUACUGGUUCUGAAGACAUUUAUUUAACCACUGGAGUAUGGAUUACUAGCAUUUAUGUGCUUUUUGGAGCGUCAACAUUUUGGCAUCCAUUCACUUGCAUUGUGAGGACCUACAUUGUUGAGAUAUUCUUUUAAAAAUCUUAAUUUUAAUAAAAGUCAUACACAUCUGGGAAGGCACGAGGGUGAGUAAAUGAUGAGAGCAUUUUCAUUUUUGGGUGAACUAUUCCUUUAAGGUUUGCUAUGUCUAACAUGAAAUCCUGUAUCAUUUUCCUGCUAGAGAGAUAUUGUACAUUUUUAAAACUGCUUACUGAUUUGUAAAAUUGUCAUUUGUUAACCUUGACUAUAGGUUAUAUAUAGGACUAUAUAAAUAUAUAUGUUUGUUUUUACAUUUGUCUACCAACAGUGUAUGUACAUGCAUCACUGGAGAUGUCUGUCAUUUUUUCAUAAAGUUCUGUAUUGUGUGUAAUAGAUUUCUGUGUUGCAAAUGACAUUUUUAAUGUUUUAGAAAAAAAUGCCUUACUCCCUUGUCUUGUUCUGCUAACAUUUUAUGUAUCAUACAUACAGACAGUUAUAUAAUAUUUCCCCCUUUUUAAAUAAUUCGGCAAAAUUACAGCUUUAUUGGAAAUGACGCCCAAUAAAAAUAUUCUGCUCUCAAGU
This is a messenger RNA of Myxocyprinus asiaticus (Chinese sucker), 1867 nucleotides long. RefSeq lists its product as uncharacterized. NCBI's taxonomy places the organism in Eukaryota, Metazoa, Chordata, Actinopteri, Cypriniformes, Catostomidae. The record is from RefSeq and is a predicted model, not a curated record. The transcript is spliced from 3 exons. Bases 102 to 548 code for a protein of 148 amino acids.